UCAGCUGACGCUCUGCAUUGCAGACUGCGAAGUCAAACGGCGCUAUGUGUGCUCUCUUCGUCCUGGCCAGCCUCCUGGGCGCGGCUGUCGCCGGCCCUGUCCUAGGCCUGAAAGAAUGCACCCGAGGCUCGGCGGUGUGGUGUCAGAACGUGAAGACGGCAGCCAGCUGCGGGGCUGUGAAGCACUGCCUGCAGACCGUCUGGAACAAGCCGACUGUGAAAUCCCUUCCCUGCGACAUAUGCAAAGACGUCAUUACUGCUGCAGGUGACAUGCUAAAAGACAAUGCCACGGAGGAAGAGAUCCUCGUUUACUUGGAGAGGACCUGUGACUGGCUUCCUAAACCAAACCUGUCUGCCUCGUGCAAGGAGGUGGUUGACUCCUAUCUCCCAGUCAUCAUGGACAUGAUUAAAGGAGAGAUGAGCCAUCCCGGGGAGGUGUGCUCCGCGCUCAGCCUCUGCGAGUCUCUUCAGAAGCACCUGGCAGAGCUGAAUCACCAGAAGCAGCUCGAGUCCAAUAAGAUCCCAGAACUGGACAUGACCGAGGUGGUGGCUCCCUUCAUGGCUAACAUCCCGCUCCUCCUUUACCCUCAGGACGGCCCCCGCAGCAAGCCCCAGCCUCAGGCUGGUGGGGACGUUUGCCAGGACUGCAUUCAGAUGGUGACUGACAUCCAGGGUGCUGUCAGGACCAACUCCACUUUUGUCGACUCCUUGGUGGAACAUGCCAAGGAGCAAUGUGACCGCCUGGGGCCUGGCAUAGCCGACAUGUGCAAGAACUACAUCAACCAGUAUUCUGAAAUUGCUGUCCAAAUGGUGAUGCAUAUGCAGGAUCAGCAACCCAAGGAGAUUUGUGUGCUGGUGGGGUUCUGUGACGAGGUGAAGGAAAUGCCUAUGCAGACUCUGAUCCCUGCCAAAGUGGCCACCGAGAACAUCAUCCCUGCCCUGGAACUGGUGGAGCCCAUUAAGGGGAGCAGGACCAAGGAGUAUGAGUCCCAGCAUGAAAGUGUUCUCCUCCUGCACUUUCCACAGAAGGACCUGGUCCAGGCCAAGGCCGACGUGUACUGCGAGGUGUGUGAAUACGUGGUGAAGGAGGUGGUCAAGCUGAUUGACAGCAACAGGACUGAGGAAGAGAUAAUCCACGCUUUGGAUAAAGUGUGCUCAAAAUUGCCUGCGUCCUUGUCGGAAGAGUGCCAAGAGGUAGUGGACACAUACGGCAGUUCUAUCCUGUCGAUCCUCCUGCAGGAGGCGAGCCCUCAGCUGGUGUGCAGCAUGCUCCACCUCUGCUCCAGCCAGGGGCUGCCUGCGCUGACUGGUGAGCCCAGGGCCUGGUUGGGGAGAGCACGGCGCCCCUCAUGGAUUGGGGAGGCCCUGCCAGUGCUGAGCCCUGUGCCCUCUUGUGUAGCUCACGUGACUCAGCUGCAGGAUGGUGGCUUUUGUGAAGUGUGCAAGAAGCUGGUUGGCUAUUUGGACCGCAACCUGGAGAAAAACAGUACCAAGCAGGAGAUCCUGGCUGCCCUUGAGAAAGGCUGCAGCUUCCUGCCCGAACCUUACCAGAAGCAGUGCGAUCAGUUUGUGGCUGAGUAUGAGCCCGCGCUGAUAGAAAUCCUAGUGGAGGUGAUGGAGCCUUCCUUCGUGUGCUUGAAAAUUGGAGCCUGCCCGUCAGCCCAUAAGCCUCUUUUGGGAACUGAGAAGUGUGUCUGGGGCCCAAGUUAUUGGUGCCAGAACACGGAGACAGCAGCGCAGUGUAACGCUGUCGAGCAUUGCAAACGUCACGUGUGGAACUAGAAGAAACUCCUGCAGAAAUCACAGCAUCUUUUCCUACUUUGUGUGUCUGGGAGAAUGAAUGUGCACAGAUCUGUUUGAUUUUAUUAUUAAAAUAUGACACCCCCCCC
Messenger RNA from Galeopterus variegatus (Sunda flying lemur), 1888 nucleotides. It is a transcript of the gene PSAP, whose product is annotated as prosaposin. The transcript has 14 exons. Gene Ontology annotation, cellular component: lysosome. Gene Ontology annotation, biological process: sphingolipid metabolic process. The record is from RefSeq and is a predicted model, not a curated record. The coding region runs from base 45 to 1781 and encodes 578 amino acids. Lineage: Eukaryota; Metazoa; Chordata; Mammalia; Dermoptera; Cynocephalidae.